Molecule: messenger RNA, 420 nt
Organism: Orbilia oligospora ATCC 24927
Lineage: Eukaryota; Fungi; Ascomycota; Orbiliomycetes; Orbiliales; Orbiliaceae
Exons: 1
Coding region: 1-420 (139 amino acids)
Source: RefSeq, a predicted model, not a curated record
AUGGUACUCGGUCUGCCCUGCCAAUUCGAUUACCGCGACGUAACCUAUGCCUUCCACCGAACCUUCGGUCACCUGCUCCCUCGUCGUCUCCAGAACCGAGAUAUAAUUAAUGGUCCAUACGACACAGAUCGUUAUGCAGGCGAUAACCACCCGCCAACUUCAUCAGGUGGUUACAACACCUCAACGGACCAAAUUGGGAGAAUUCAAGCGAGAGAGCAUGAACAUAUUACCGCUGGAAAUGUCAGUGGUGCGGAUGUGUAUUACCCCGGUGGCCGGGAAGAUAAAGGAAAGAAUGAAGGGAGUCAUGUAAGGAGGAAGAAGAAGAAGGAGGUUGGAUGGGAUCAGGGGGUUGUGGGUGGAGAGGGGAGGGGUGGUACGGGCUCGAUGGAUAAGAGGAUGAGUAUCAGUAGAGCUGUUUGA